AUGGGCUUACAUUUGACUCAAUCCCAGCGGCUCCAGCUGGUGAUCUCCAUCUCUUUUUGCUUCUUCAUCGCAGAGAUCUCCGUUGGAUUCUAUACAAGAUCUCUAGCUCUUGUAGCAGAUGCAUUCCACUAUCUGAACGACUUGAUUGGUUUUAUCGUUGCGUUUGCUGCUCUGAAGAUCUCGGCAAACAAAGACUCUCCGCAUGACCUUUCCUUUGGCUGGCAGCGCUCUCGACUUCUCGGUGCCUUCUUCAACGGCGUUUUCCUUCUCGCAUUGGGCGUCAGUAUUUUCCUGCAAUCUAUAGAGCGAUUUGUCUCUGUUCAGGUUGUGGAACAGCCAAAACUUGUGCUCAUCAUUGGUUGCGUCGGCCUGGCUCUCAAUAUUAUCAGCGCCUCGUUCCUGCAUGACCACGGUCACUCGCACGAUCAUUCCCACGGCAACGACGCCGGUGCUUCGAAUUUUACACAGCGAUCUGGCAACGCAGAAAGUGGCACAGAGCAGACUUUUGUCUUACACGAUAAUCAUCGUCACAAUGAUCAGCCACCAUCGAAGACUGGGUAUGAUCUUGGCAUGCUGGGUGUCUUGAUUCAUGUCAUAGGUGAUGCUGCAAACAAUGUCGGUGUCAUCAUCUCGGCCCUAAUAAUCUGGCUCACUACGUCCCCCGCGCGCUACUACGCAGACCCUGCUGUCAGCAUGGCUAUCGCUCUUGUUAUCCUCACAACUUCACUCCCCCUGGUGAGAAACUCGGGUAAAAUACUACUUGAAAGUGUCCCGAAGGGUAUCAAUCUCGAAGACAUUAAACACGAUCUCGAAACAAUCCCUGGUGUUUUGUCCAUCCACGAACUCCACGUCUGGCGCCUCAACCAGGAGAAGGCGUUGGCAUCAGUUCACGUCACUAUUUCUAAGAAAACGAUUCCCGACUACCGUGCAGCCGGAGCUUGGGUCAAACUCUCCGUCGGCGAUCUCGUCCGGUGUUGA
Messenger RNA from Penicillium brevicompactum, 978 nucleotides. Its product is annotated as cation diffusion facilitator family transporter. Gene Ontology annotation, biological process: intracellular zinc ion homeostasis; zinc ion transmembrane transport. Gene Ontology annotation, molecular function: zinc ion transmembrane transporter activity. Gene Ontology annotation, cellular component: membrane. Lineage: Eukaryota; Fungi; Ascomycota; Eurotiomycetes; Eurotiales; Aspergillaceae. The record is from RefSeq and is a predicted model, not a curated record. Bases 1 to 978 code for a protein of 325 amino acids. The transcript has 10 exons.